AUGUAUGAGUCGAAAAAGUCCAUCUUAAAUAAAGAAAAAAGUAAGAAUAGUUUCAAAAGAAUGAUUAAAAAUAUUACUACUUUAGGUGGUAAUAAAAGUCAAACAGAAAUAAUUAAGAAAAAAAUAAUUAAAAUAGCAGAAAUAGACAAAAAAUUAUCUGCUACUAUAAUCGAUGGCUUGGAAAAAAAUAAAAAGAAGAUACUCGAUAUGAUGAAAAAAAGAUACAAGGAAUUCGAUAUUGUUUAUAGUUAUGAUAGUAAUAUUCUUAAUUCAUUCUUUAAAGACAUGGAAAAUGAUAAGAAUAUAGUUAAUUAUAGUUAUAUUGUGAACAAUAUUAAAGAAGGAGGCAAUUAUAAAUUCCGUUAUUGCUACUCGAAUGAGAUUGUUUUAUUAUUAGAGCUUGACAAAGGAAGAAAUAAUCUCAUAAAAACAAUUAAUAACAACACUUCCAGUUUUUGUUUAGAUCAUGUUAAAGGCGGUAUACAAAAUUUACAUGAUAAUGACAGCAAUCUGUACACAUAUGAUGCUAUACAUAGAAAGCCUAAUAUAGUUGAAAAUCCAGUAACAUUAAGCGCAUCCGAUAAAAAUGAACUAUUAAACAAAGAAGAUGAUGGUAAACCAUUUAUGGAAAAUGGUACUACUAUAUCGAUCAAGAAAAAAAUAGUGGAAUCGAGCAAUUCUUUAACAGUACAGCAAGCAAUAGAAGGAUUAGGAAGUGAAUCACGAAUAUUGCUUGAUGUACUUGGAUGUUUUGUGUGUGUGACAAUGCUACUGAUGGGAAUCGCAUAUGCAGGAGGAGUGGAUGCAAGCAAGAUUAGCGGAGUAGAGACAUGCGUUCUUAUGGUAUCAACAAUUAUACCGAUUGUAGCAGCAGCGCUUGCAUUGAACAGUAUGCGAGAGAUGUAUAGAGAGAAGAAUGCGAAGGUGUCGGCUGUUGUGCUACUACCGAUUGCAGGUGCAGCAUUUAUGAUGAUAGCGAAUAUGUAUAUGUUUUAUCUGAAGAUGGGCAAUAUGGAGUUGUAUGAUGUGCUGAUGCAUCUUGGAAUUACAUUGCUUACGGUGAUGGCCGUGAAUGUGUAUGAUGAGGUAGCUAUGGGUGUGGUGAAUGUGUUAAGUGUGGUGAUGAUUGCAGGAUGUGCGAUACGUGUGGUAUGCUCAAAUAGAAGUGGAGAAGAAGAAAGUAGUAGUAGAUUGGUGAAGCGGAAGAAUGCAAUAGAAAUAGGAUUGGUAGUGACACCGAUGGUGGUCUAUGCAGUGAUGCAGGUGUUUAGAAGAGUAAAGAGUAGGAAAGAAGGAAUAAAGCAAGAAGCGAGAAGCGAUCAGAAAAUGAAAGUUAUAAGAAUAGUGAUUUCGUUUGCAGGAGUGAUUGGAAUGCAGAUUGCAUGGAUGGUUUCUAGUAUACUGAUUAUGAAUGGAGUAAUUGGAGGUGUAUAUGAGAGCAGAACAUGA
Molecule: messenger RNA, 1449 nt
Organism: Ordospora pajunii
Lineage: Eukaryota; Fungi; Microsporidia; Ordosporidae
Exons: 1
Coding region: 1-1449 (482 amino acids)
Source: RefSeq, a predicted model, not a curated record